Helobdella robusta is the source of this 1320-nucleotide messenger RNA. RefSeq lists its product as hypothetical. NCBI's taxonomy places the organism in Eukaryota, Metazoa, Annelida, Clitellata, Rhynchobdellida, Glossiphoniidae. The record is from RefSeq and is a predicted model, not a curated record. Bases 1 to 1320 code for a protein of 439 amino acids. The transcript is spliced from 4 exons.
AUGAGUUCGGAGUUCACGCAAGGUCACGAACCUCUUGUACUUGCCACCGAAUAUAUCGAGUCCAGGCGUAAAAAAGAGGACGAGGAGAAAGUUGGAAAUAAGGAACAAAGAAUAAAAAAUAUGGAAAGCCGUUUGAACAAAGUAGUAGUCGUUGAUGACGUUGAAAAGGAUAGCAAAGAUAUGGCAAAAGCGGUGAAGCAAAAAGGUCGAAAAACAAGAAAAUCAGCCAGAAAAACAUGGAAGUUGAAACUCUACCCUACAAACAACAACAACGACAACAACAAUAACAAUAAUAAUAAUAACUCGCUCGAUGACGGCGUCCAGCCAAGGUACACCCCAGAACCGACGAAAUUUCCAAACAAAGAUAAACUAUUCUCAAUUACGUCCAACGAAAACAACAGCAACAACAAAAUCGAGGAUGACGUCACAGACGACGAUACGGUCGUUAUGCCUCUCAUAAGAAUGAAAAACAACAACAGCAACAACAACAGCAACAACAACAGCAACAACAACAGCAACAGCAAGAACAGCUGCAACAACAACAACAGUAAUAAUAUUAACAUUAAUCAAAAUAACAAAGAUCAAAUAGCAGUGAGAAUGAAAAUAACAAAUAAUAAUAAUAACAAUAAUAAUAAUAACAACAACAAUAAUAACAAUAAUAAUAAGAACGUUGAAUUAUUCCACGAAGGCAAUUAUUUGGAACUCCAACAUCAAGCCACUCCAACAUCAUCAUCAUCAACAUCGUCAUCAACUCUGAUGACGUCAUCCAUGAUAUCGUCCAGGACGUCAUCGUCGUCGACUCGCCCGUCAUCGUCGUCGUCGGCUGCCGCGCUGCUAAAGCCGUCGGCGACGUCGUUGUCUUCGCCACCGUCCGUCUUUCCGCCGUGGAAAAGAAUUAGCAAUGAUGAUGGUAAUGAUUGCGCUAGGAUGAAAUACGGCAAUGACGCUGUCGGCGGUGCUGAUAAUGAUGCUGGGAGCGGCGGUGCUGAUAAUGAUGGGGACUAUCUGAUACCGGAAGUAAAUUGCGGAAGUCCGUUUUACUUGCAGCUCUACAACGACGACGAUGGUGGUGGGGGUGGUGGUGGUGGUUCUCAUAACAUCCAUGACGUUGAAAGAACAAAGAACGAGGGUUAUGGAAAGCCAAACCAACAACAACAAGAGAAACAACAACAACAACAACAACAACAACAACAGAAACAUGAAAACGUCAUCAGCAAAGACACCGACGACUUGAAAGACAACAACAAAACCAACAACAACGUCAACAGAACUCCUUUUAAAAUGAAUAUCUUCGAAAACUUUGAAUAUUUUGACAAAUAA